GUUUAUCAUUCGCUGAACACCACUCUGUGGUGCUGGCUCAUCCUUGGAAAACAAGGUAUCAGAGCCCCGACCAUCGCAAAAUCACAUCGUGUUUCAACCGUUGGUGAAAAUCUUCUUUAUCGCUCGACGCACGGAUAUUUGACAUGUUCAAGUGCGUCCUUGCCACCGCCAUAUUGGCGUUGGCUCUAGCGCGGCCAGAGCCACCGGUGAAUUCGUAUCUGCCACCGGGUCGAGGUGGUCCAAAUGGUGGUGGCGGUUCACCAGGUUUUGGAGGCAGCGGUGGACCCCCGUCAGACCAAUACGGUCCACCAGGUUUUGGAGGCGGCAGCGGUCCUUCGGGUGGUGGUGGAUUCGGUGGUGGAAACGGAGGCGGCAAGCCAUCCAGCAGCUACGGACCUCCUGGAGCAGGCGGAAACGGUGGUGGAAAUGGAUUUGGAGGUGGUAGUGGCGGAAACGGAGGUGGCAGACCAUCAAGCAGCUACGGUGCACCUGGAGGCGCUGGAGGAAACGGAGGUGGAUUCGGAGGAGGUGGCAGCGGAAGUGGGAAUGGCGGUAGCAGACCAUCGAGCACCUACGGUGCACCAGGUGGGCCAGGAAGUAACGGGGCCGGAUUCGGUGGAAAUGGUGGAAACGGAGGUGGCAGGCCAUCAAGCAGUUACGGAGCUCCAGGUGGGCCAGGAAGCAACGGUGGAGGUUUCGGCGGUGGAAACGGCGGUGGAAACGGAGGUGGCAGACCAUCAAGCAGCUACGGAGCUCCAGGUGGGACAGGAAGUAGCGCUGGAGGUUUCGGAGGUGGAAACGGAGGUGGAAAUGGAGGUGGUAGGCCAUCAAGCAGCUACGGAGCGCCAGGAGGUGCUGGAGGCAACGGAGGAGGCAGACCAUCGAGCAGUUACGGAGCCCCUGGUGCUGGAGGCAACGGUGGUGGAUUCGGAGGAGGUAGCAACGGUGGAAAUGGAGGAAACGGAGGUGGCAGACCAUCGAGCAGCUACGGUGCUCCUGGCGCGGGAGGAAACGGAGGUGGAUUUGGAAGUGGCGGUCUUUCGGACAGCUACGGAGCUCCUGCUGCAGGUGCUAACGGAGGCGGUAAUGGAGGAGCCGAUGGUUACGCAUCUGGUGGGCCUGGAGGAAACGGCGGAGGAUUUGGAAAUGGCGGUAGCAGCGGAGGUGGCGGCAGCGGAUACGGCAGCGAAGCGGGUGACGAUGGCGGAAACGAACCGGCAAAGUACGAGUUCUCUUACGAAGUAAAGGAUGAAGAGUCUGGCAGCAAUUUUGGACACACCGAAACUCGUGACGGCGACAGAGCUCAGGGUGAAUUCAAUGUCCUUCUGCCUGACGGCAGGAAACAGAUAGUCGAAUACGAGGCUGAUCAGGACGGAUUUAAACCUCAAAUAAGGUACGAAGGUGAAGCUGGAUCCGAGGGUUACGGCUCUGGUGGACCGGGUGAAAAUGGCGGCAAUGGAGGUUCCGGUUCAGGUGGAAACGGUGGUUAUCCCUCCGGUGGGCCAGGCGGCAACGGAGCCGGCAACGGUGGAUACUCUUCCGGAGGACCUGGAGGUAACGGAGGUGGAAACGGUGGAUACCCUUCGGGCGGACCCGGAGGCAACGGAGGUGGAAAUGGUGGAUACUCUUCGGGAGGAUCCGGAGGCAACGGAGGUGGAAAUGGUGGAUACUCUUCAGGAGGACCCGGAGGCAACGGAGGCAGUGGAUUCGGUGGAGGUAACGGAAACGGAAACGGUAACGGAGGCUAUUCUGCCGGUGGUCCAAGUGGCGGUAACGGCGGAGGAUUCGGAGGCGGCGGAAACGGCGGAUACCCAUCCGGCGGACCAUCAGGAAACGGAGGCAACGGUGGAUUCGGAGGCGGACGAGGCGGUGGAAGCGGUGGAAGCGGUGGAAGCGGUGGAGGCGGAAACGGGAACGCUGGCUACCCUUCCGGGGGUCCCAACGGCGGUAACGGAGGUGGAAACGGCGGCGGCUACCCGUCGGGGAGCGGAGGUGACGCGGCGGCUAACGGCGGUUAUCAAUACUAAUACCCACCGAUUUAGUUAGACACAAAUGGCCUGUUAUAUAAUGUACGAUAAUAUCGACUUGCCGGAUUAACUUAUUGUUUUUCAUUUAGCCAUACACGCACAGACAUACCAUACAUAUAAUUUAUAUACUGUGUAAUCACGUUCUCGUAUUAUAUAUGUUAUUAUCAUUAUUAUAUUAUCAAGCCGCUAUACGUACGUUAUAAUCGUAUAAUACGCAGUAUACUUAGUUUUAUUCAACGCGUAACACGAAACGAGCUCUGAUCCCGAUCGUGUCUCACGUAUAAUAUGAUAAUCAUCCAUUCCAUCAUCCCAGAUCUCGCCCCGAGUUUAGCCUCAGGGUUCUCAAGGAUGGCUCGCGGUAACAAUACGUUAUACAACUAUGCUCACUAAAUUCAACAAGUUUGAUCUCUCGUAUUUCGUUUUCGUCCAUCAUGCGUGACAGUUGUAUCAGUAGAGUUCAUUCCGUUUCUUCUGUAUCACAAAGUAGUAAAACCUCUAAUUAGCAUUUACUCUCGAUUUUUACUUUCUCUUACGUCUUUAAUCAGAUCUCACUAUGUAUCUCUAAUAGUUUAAAUAUCUAUAACUCGCAAUCGUGCGAUUGCUAUAGUCUAGAUCAUCUCCGUCUAUCACCAUAACGAAUUGUUUACAAUUUAUGAAAAAUGAGAAAUAAUAAUAAUAAAUAUAAGACAUUAUACAAUGCUUGCGUAUC
Diprion similis is the source of this 2736-nucleotide messenger RNA. RefSeq names its product pro-resilin (gene resilin). Lineage: Eukaryota; Metazoa; Arthropoda; Insecta; Hymenoptera; Diprionidae. The transcript is spliced from 6 exons. Gene Ontology annotation, cellular component: extracellular matrix. The coding region runs from base 144 to 2027 and encodes 627 amino acids. The record is from RefSeq and is a predicted model, not a curated record.